GAGCCGGCAGACGUCACGUCAUAUCCGCUAGUUUUUCCAUUUGUUUUUUUACGCACGGCAGCGGUGUACUGUGACAAUUUACACCAUAGACAAAGUCACUGUGUCAUUUUGCAACACGUUAGACUAAAACGUGUCAUCGCCUUUUCUCUGUACACUUUGUUUUUAUGGUUUGAGCGAACAGUGACACGGCAGUGUGUCGGCGUUAGCACAGACAGGAAAACGUGUAUCUUCGGUGAGGAGUUCUUGAUCAGCUAACAUUAGCUGGCUGCGUUAGGUAAAUAAACACACUUUAAUUAAUAUUGGCUGGCGUGUGCGUGCAGUCGUGUUGAAAAAGGUCGGCUGAGUCAUUCUCUGCCGUGACUGAUGGAGUGCCCUCACCUGAACUCCAGCCUGAGCUGUGCUGCUGAUUCGCCCGUGUUUCCUAACGGUGCUCCGUCCUCUUGGUGCUGCAAUGUUUGUCGGUCUAAUAAGAGUCCGUGGAUUUGCCUGUCCUGUAUGAUGGUCCAUUGUGGAAGAUAUGUGAAUGGGCAUGCAAAGAAGCACUUUGAAGAGAGUCAAGUCCAUGGCAACAGUCAGAAGAAGGGUGAGAAACAGGAGAAAGAAAGAUCAUCCCACGCUGUCUGCAUGGACUGCAGCAACUUUAGCGUGUUUUGUUACAGAUGCGAUGAAUUUGUCGUCAAUGACACCAAAGUCGGGCAGGUGCAGAAAGUCAGGGAACAGCUACAGACGUUGGAAAACUCAGCGUUGAUGGGAGAUAGACAGAGGAAAAGAAAACUCCAGGAAGGACUAUGUUCAGACAGCAAAUUGUUAAAAGACACUGAAGGGGCAGCGUCAGGUGCUACAGGUCUGCGUAACUUAGGCAACACAUGCUUCAUGAACGCCAUCCUCCAGUCCCUCAGCAACAUUGAACAGUUCAGCUGUUACUUUAAGGAAUUGCCUGCAGUGGCUCUGCGCAGUGGUAAGACGGCAGGAAGGAGGAUGUACCACACCCGCAGCCAGGGGGACAGCAGUGUGUCUUUAGUGGAGGAGUUCAGGAAAACUCUCUGCUCCCUGUGGCAAGGCACCCAGACCGCCUUCAGUCCAGACUCUCUUUUUUACACCAUAUGGAAAAUCAUGCCGAGUUUCAGUGGCUAUCAGCAGCAGGACGCCCAUGAGUUCAUGCGUUACCUGUUGGACUAUCUCCACAGAGAGCUCCAGUACAGCUGUAACGGUGCUUCAAUCCCAGCUUCACCUCAGGACGAUGUCAGACUCUCCACAACCAAGGACAAAUGCAGCAUAAAUGGACCAGGUAGUGUCGUCACAUCUGUUUUUGGAGGAAUUCUUCAGAAUGAAGUCAACUGCCUGAUAUGUGGGACAGAAUCUCGGAAGUAUGAUCCAUUUCUGGAUCUUUCCUUAGACAUUCCAAGUCAGUUCAGACAAAAGAGGAGUAAAGACCAGGAACCAGGGCCGACUUGUACAUUGCGUGACUGUUUGCGUAGCUUCACCGACCUGGAAGAACUUGAUGAAACAGAGCUGUACUAUUGUCAUAAGUGCAAAAAGCGACAGAAGUCCACCAAGAAGUUCUGGAUUCAGAAGCUGCCAAAGGUCUUGUGUCUUCAUCUGAAAAGGUUCCACUGGACAGCGUUUUUGAGGAACAAGGUUGAUACGUAUGUGGAUUUUCCUCUCAGGGGUCUGGACAUGAGAGGUUACCUUCUGGAGCCCGAGAAUUCAUUACCAGGAAGUUGUCUGUAUGACCUGGUGGCUGUGGUUGUGCACCACGGCUCUGGGGUUGGAUCAGGUCAUUACACAGCAUAUGGCAGCCAUGAGGGCCGCUGGUACCAUUUCAAUGACAGCACAGUGACUCUGGUCAGUGAGGACACAGUGAAGAAGGCCAAGGCCUACAUUCUCUUCUACGUGGAGAGCACUGACCAGGUGUCCUCGGACAGAACAAGCAAACCUCAUUCAGACAAGGAGGCCAUGGACAGUGUCUCUGCAGAAGCAGCUCCUCAGGAAACAGAUGCAGCAGAUUUAUUGACACACAGUGCUUUAAUGGAUGCAGCAGCCUCUCCACAUGUGACCUCAGAUAAUGCCAGGGUGGCAAGCGUGGGCACAGACGUGGCACUGCUGGAUGAAGCUGAUGUAGCUCCUGUGGAGGACGCAGCUGAUAUCGAGACCUCAGAAGAAGCCAGUCAAGCCCCGCAGACGGUUGCGUACUGAUUCUGUCAGACGUCACUGCCUUAGGGACCAGCUCCAGUCUGGUCUUCACCUCAGCCCAACCUGUCACAGUGCUGGAUAAUAAUCAUCACUUUUCUUAAUGUUUAACACUUGUGCAACCAAUUUGUUUUUCUAAUGACCUGCUUGACCAGUAUCAUUUAUAAUGUGCUGCUUGAUUUUAAGUAUAAUAUUAAGCUUUUGGUUUUAUCAAUGUUGUAAAGUAUUUUUAAACAGAGGUAGUACUUCUCCAUGUCAUGUAGAUUAGAUUAAAGCAAAGCCCUGAAAACCAA
This is a messenger RNA of Cynoglossus semilaevis (tongue sole), 2483 nucleotides long. It is a transcript of the gene usp3, whose product is annotated as ubiquitin specific peptidase 3. Gene Ontology annotation, molecular function: zinc ion binding; cysteine-type deubiquitinase activity. Gene Ontology annotation, biological process: protein deubiquitination. Lineage: Eukaryota; Metazoa; Chordata; Actinopteri; Pleuronectiformes; Cynoglossidae. Bases 364 to 2196 code for a protein of 610 amino acids. The record is from RefSeq and is a predicted model, not a curated record. The transcript has 15 exons.